Messenger RNA from Cydia strobilella, 8055 nucleotides. RefSeq names its product cyclin-dependent kinase 12 (gene Cdk12). Lineage: Eukaryota; Metazoa; Arthropoda; Insecta; Lepidoptera; Tortricidae. Gene Ontology annotation, biological process: protein phosphorylation; positive regulation of transcription elongation by RNA polymerase II. Gene Ontology annotation, cellular component: nucleus; cyclin/CDK positive transcription elongation factor complex. Gene Ontology annotation, molecular function: ATP binding; cyclin binding; RNA polymerase II CTD heptapeptide repeat kinase activity. The record is from RefSeq and is a predicted model, not a curated record. Bases 356 to 3838 code for a protein of 1160 amino acids. The transcript is spliced from 18 exons.
CGUUCACGGCUCACGUUUGCGAUAGAUGAUGAAAUGAAAAAGCAAAUGGCUACUACAAUCCGACGUACUAAAAUUUCUAAUAAAAAGAAUCCGAUGUAAUUCGAUGAUAAAUGCGCUCUUUAUGAUCAUGAUUAGCAAAAUAAGGCUCUAAAGCUACUAAAGAACUAAGAUAUAAUAAUAUUCCAGGCUAAAAACUUGUCGAAACUAGGAAAAAUACAAAGAUAUUAAAUCCUAUCAAGUACUAUUUAGGAAUUUCGCUAAUAUAUUGUUUUGUGUGCGAAGCUGAUUCACGUCCGUUUAUGUUUAGUUGAUGUAAUGUGAAGUUAUUGCCCGGGCGGAGCGCCGCCCCACGGCCAUGGAGCGGUACGAGAAGAGGCACAGCAAACACCACAAGGAGAAGCACAAAAAGCGAUUGCACAAAAAGCACAGGAGCUCUAGCGGUACCCAUGACCAAUCUUAUGCAACAGCUAACUCUCACAAGCCGCUGGUGGAGUACUCGGAUGUCAGCUCGGAGGCUCUGUCGGCCCCGGAGGCCGGCGAGAUCGAGAGCGAGGCGAGCUCCAUCAGCCGGCACAUCGCCGACGACCUCGACCGGACGAGGAAGUCCCACUCGAUACGCACAUUCCUCGACGACAAAACGAUAUCGGUCACGACGACGAGCCGACGCAUUGUAGACGAGUAUGCUCUUACCCGUGAUUCUUCUUCGGCAGCAUCUAAGAAGAGGCGCAGCUUAGACUUUGUGGAAACGGAGUUGGAGCUUGAAGAUCACCGGUUUAAGAAGAGGAAAGAUAAGCGGAAGAAGGACAAAAGAAAGAAAAAGAAGAAGAGCAAGCACCCGUCGAGAUCCGCUAGCUUAGAAAGUGUAUCUCCAGAUGAUAACUUGCCUACGGCUACACCUGGGAGGCCUCCAAGUCCUCAGAGAUAUGCUCAAGUGCCUGUGAGUGAAUGGGAAAAGGCCUCAUCUCCAUUGCAAAAUGGUUCUUGCUCACCGGUAUCUCCGUCGACGCCACCGCCACUGGUCAGAGAAGUUCGUCGAGAUCCGUCGCCGAGACUACGCCCUCCGAUCAUUGCAGAGCCCUUGCGGUCAUUGCCUUACUCUCCCAGAGAGAGAUCUCCAUUAAUGAGCCAUAUUGAUACAAGGAGAAGACAGAAAUCAACCACACCUCACACCCCGGUCGCGCCCCCGUACCACGAGACCGUGACGAUAGAUUCGGGAGACGAACAGGAGUAUGAACACAGACGGGAUUAUUGGCCUGAACACAGGCCCCAGUCGCCCAUCAUGAUCAUUUCGGAUUCGCCUGAACGAGCAAUAUCACGAGGCCGCGGCGACUACAGCCCGCGGCGAUAUCGGCGCCGCUCGCGCGGCUCGCCGCGGCGCCGGCACCGCAGCCGGGAGAGAGAACGCCACCGGGACAUCAGAGGCUCCGGCAGACGGUCCCCAUCACGCACAUCGCUGAAACGCCGACGCUCGUUAUCGCGCGGCCGCCGGCGCGGUUCGUCGCCUUCUCCACCGAGACACCGAGUCCGGCAUCGCGAGCCUUCGCGGGAACGACACAGGCCCAAGCAUGACUCUCCGAGUCCACCGUCAGUCCUGCAGCGCAGGAUAGACUUCAAAGAGAAGAUCAGUGAUACAAGCUUGUUCGCCGAACUCGUUAAGGAUAAACAUAAGAGGGCUAAGAAACUACAAGAGAUUCUAGAUCAAAAGGAGGAGGAAUCCCAGGGCGCGAUAUCCACAACCACCUCCAUCAACAACCCCGAGGUCCUCACCAUCGACGAGCUCUCCAACGCCACCUCGGACAGCGCGUCGCAACUCAAGGAGAAUGGCGACGCCCCGACUCCAGUGCCCGCACCGACGAGCGAGCAGGAAGUGGGAGACAUACCCUUCCCGGGAGCGGAGCCCCCGCCGCCCGCGCCGCCGCCCAUGCUGCCGCCGCCGGAGUUCGGGGCCCUCGCUGCCGGCGAGGACACCCAGGACACUGCCAAGAGCAACGGAGAAGAGUAUGUCAAGAAGAACAACAAAGCCCCGACUCCAGUUUCUGCCCCGGCGAGUGAGAAGGAAGUGGGAGAGAUACCGUUCCCGGGAGCGGUGCCACCGCCGAUGCAGCCCCCGCCUGAGUUCGGGGCCCUUGCUGCUGAUGAGGACACCGAGGAGACUGUCAAGAGCAACGGAGAAGAGGUGAAAGAACUUACCCCGCCAGCCCCGACCCCAGUAGCAGCCCCAACGCCUGCCCUACCUCCCCUCCCCAAAGUGGGGGGUAGCGUGGUAGAUGGUGUCUACUUCAACAGCCAGCAGCCGCCGCCACCCAAGCCCAAGAGCCUCGUCAAGCUACCCAUGCCACCAAACACUCAGGUCGACGACCUAAAGACGCUCGCGAACGAGAGCCCCCUCAGCACGCCGUCGCCCAGCCCCGUCAAGAAGCCCGACAAACCUAAGAAGACUGGAAUCAUGAACUUGCCAAUGCCACCUGUGAUCCCGGGGUCGGAGGAGCUGAGCGGCGACGAGCUGGACGGCAGCACGCCGCCGCCGGCCGCCAGCGACCAGUACUCGCACGUGUUCAACUCCAGGAGGGGCAAGGAGAACUCGCUGUCGAAACUAAAAAGGCCUCGGAUCUUGAAACGGCGGGGGUCCAAGGUAGUGCCCGUGGCCACACCCACGCACCACGCCAAGGACUGGGGCGAGAAGUGCGUCGACGGCUUCCAGGUGAUAACCCAAAUCGGCGAAGGCACCUACGGGCAAGUGUACAAAGCGCGCGACAAAAACACCAACCAGCUCGUCGCGCUCAAGAAGGUCCGCCUCGAGAACGAGAAGGAGGGUUUCCCAAUCACCGCUGUUCGAGAAAUCAAGAUUCUUCGCCAGCUGAACCACAAGAACAUCGUCAAUCUGAGAGAGAUUGUCACUGAUAAGCAGGACGCCUUGGACUUUAGGAAGGACAAAGGCUCAUUCUACCUAGUAUUCGAAUACAUGGACCACGAUUUGAUGGGUCUACUGGAAUCCAAAAUGGUGGACUUCACUGAGACGCACAACGCGAGUAUCAUGCGGCAACUGCUCGACGGUCUUGCGUAUUGCCACAGGAAGAAUUUCCUACAUAGGGAUAUUAAGUGCAGCAAUAUACUUAUGAACAAUAGAGGCGAAGUGAAGCUCGGCGACUUCGGUCUAGCGCGAUUAUGGUCGGCCGAGGACCGCGCGCGACCCUACACCAACAAAGUGAUCACGCUGUGGUACAGACCCCCGGAGCUGCUGCUGGGCGAGGAACGCUACGGACCCGCCGUCGACGUGUGGUCCAUGGGCUGCAUCCUGGGGGAGCUGUUCCUCAAGCACCCCGUGUUCCAGGCGAACGUGGAAAUGAUGCAGCUGGAGAUGAUCUCGCGCGUGUGCGGCACGCCCGUCCCCGGCGUGUGGCCCAACGUCGUCAACCUGCCGCUGUGGCACACGCUGCGCCCCAAGCGCUUCCACAAGCGCUGCGUGCGCGACCACUUCGCCUUCAUGCCCGCGCACGCGCUGUCUCUGCUAGACCGGAUGUUGGAGUUGGACCCGGACAAGCGAGUUACGGCGGAGGACGCCCUCAAGAGUCCGUGGCUGAAGAAUGUGGUUCCAGACCAGAUGCCGGGCCCCUCCCUGCCGACGUGGCAGGACUGCCACGAGCUGUGGUCCAAGCAGCGGCGCCGGCAGCAGCGCGAGCACGAGCAGAAGCCCAAGCCCUACGGCGAGGAGGCCAAGGAGGCCUUCAAGCAGGACUCCUCCAACCACUCGGACGCCUCCUACAAGAGCGAGCCCUACAAGGAGCUCCCCCCGCCGCCGCCGCAGCCCCAGCCCGACGCCGCGCCGCCCGUCAAAUAGUACACGGAGUACUACUACGGACGUUAUGGAUAGGCUCAUGGUGCUGCGUCAGAGAUCUUGACCGAGCAUGAUAUACAUUUGUUUUGUGCUGUUUACGUUUAGCCCAUACCACAGGAUAAAUAAUAGUACUUGGUACAUAAGGUUUACUCUCUAACAAAACGCGUCUAUUACGACAGAUAUGACCGCCAGGUGGCGUAGGCGCGAGCAGGCGUCCGUUCCGCAGCGGUGCGCGGCACUCCUGCUAGACACCAAAAUUGGUGUGGGCCGCGUGUACUUGUAUCGUAGCGACGAAAUCGCGGAGUGAGCCACGCCUGGUCCAUACGCAAUUGCGGUUAUGACGGCGCGUCACAGUUUUGAGUUUGCGAUCGUGCGCAGUCUUAGAGUCCUUAGAACGUAGCCGCCGUCGUAUGAUCGAAGUUGCGCUCUCGUUUUAAAACAACAUGCUGAAGUAAUAUGAAAUUUGGCAUGAACAUUCAAGUGACAUAUAAGGCGCGUGCAUGAACUGUAAGUUAGUUAUUUAGGCCCCAAGAUGACAGAACCUACGACGCGCAAGGUAGCGUGCGUGAAUUGUAGGGGGCGGCACCUGCUUUAACGUGAAGUGUCAAUGUCAAGUUCAUGUUUCCGAUUUAGGCCACAAGAUGGCAGAUCCUCAAAUUUAAUACAAAAAUUGAAUAACACAGAAAACUUAGUCACUCCCCGCCAACUCACAGUAUGCAUUUUUAAUAGAAAUCGCGUUAGGACCCUUACGGGCUUGAAAUAAUGAAGGAUGUUGUGUCAUGCCCGGUUGAGGAUUUAAUUUAUCGUGAUGGUGUCUAGUGGUUCUGAAUUGUGGAUUUUGAAGGUUCGGUCUGUAGUGGUUGAUGCAUUUGUGUUCAUACGGUAGAACCGUUUGUGCCUGUCGGCAUCUACAGGAUCUAGUUCAAUCGGUCCCAAUGUAUAUUCAAAAUUAUAAUCGAGAACCAAAAUUCUGUAAUAAAAUUUAACCAAAGUGUAAGUUCUGGGGUACAGAGCUAUGUAUAAAAGUCGCAAAAUGUGCAAUGUAAAUACUGUCUCGGGAGUAUAUGAUUUUUAAAGUAGGAACAUUUUUGUUCUUGUUUUAACCCUUAACUUAUAGUGCUCGAAAUUUACAUGUAUAAAUCGAUGAAUAUAUCAGUUAAAAGACGUAUUAAUAUAAUUCUGUGAUUAUUUUAACGACCGAUAUCGGAAUUGACCUAUUUACGCCACGAGUCUGGGUAUCGUGUAAUCCUUCGUUAGUUUUAAUUUAGUAUAAUUAAUAAAGGUCCUUAUUAUAAUAAAUUAGUUUUAUUUUUGUUACAAAGGACCCUGGACCCAAAUGUAGUACGCAUUUAUAAUAUAUAUAAGUAUGUAAGUAAUAUGUAUAUUACGGCGUGUCUACACGCAAAUUUCUAGGUAUACAGAUUAUGUAAAACAAUAAUAUUACUGUUAAUGGGAAAUCGCCUUCUCAGAUUAGUGUACAUUUAUCGAAUUGGGCGAGUCACUUUAUGUAUUAUUUUUAUAAGAACAUGUAAAUAGUUGUGCUUGAGUAGGUAUCGUAUUUAGUUGCUAUUACGAUGUUUCUGUUCCAUUUGUAUAAGAAUCUUCCAUGAAUUUCGCGAUUUCGAUGAAUUAUCGUUGUGAAGGGUAAAUAAGAUAAAAGUAUAACUAUCCCUUGAAAAAAUAUCGCAUCUACAACAAUUUUGUCGAAUUAAUAGUCUUUGUUAUUGUUUUGAUACAAAUUGUGCUUGUAUUUUGGCAAUUUGGCACUUUCAUUGUGUGCUUGACUUUGAGUAUGUUGUAUAUUUUCGUAUGAAGUCAAUUUUGCUGUAGGACUCGUUAUUGAAGAUGUGGUAGGCUGAUUCUAGAGUUGCGUUCAGAAUUCAGAUGCAUUAGUUUAACAGUAAAUGUGACGUUUUCAAUCAAAAGGUAGCUUACCACAACCACAUCGUUGCUUACCAUAAGGAAGAAAAUUGCUUGUAUCUUUAUACGAAAAACCUGCCUGCAGAUGGCAAGCGAGAAUGUGGUACCUUUUGCUUGAAAACGACACAAAUAAAUUCACAACGGUUACUUUUGGCAUCAUGCUUCACGGUACUUUUAUAACCUAAAAAGUAAUGUACAGUUUAUUAUAGCUGGUUAAACAACUUUGUCAGUAGCAAAAGGCGCGACAUUUAAAUUUUCUAUGGGACGAUCUCUUCGCGCCUACAUUUUUUAAAUUUCCCGCUCUUUUCUGACGGAAAUGGCUGACAGACUAAUAUGCAUUUUUUUAAAUGAUCAAAUUAGUAUAUUAUUAAUUUACUAAUUUGAACAUAGAUAUUUUAGUCUUUCAAGCCAUUUCCGUCAGUAGAAAAAAAGCGGCAAAUUUAAAAAAUGUAGGCGCGAAGGAUUAUUAUCGUCUCAGAAAAUUUGAAUUUCGCGCUUUAUCUCUAUUGACAAAGUUGUUGGACAGACAAUUUAUGUGUCGUUUUCAAGUAAAAGGUACCACAUUGUCGCUCUGACAGGUUUUUCGGUUUAAUACAAGCAAUUUUCGUCAUUAUGGUAAGCGACAAUGUGGUACCUUUUGAUUGAUAACGUCACAUAUAGGCACUAAUAUGCCAGUACGAGCGAGAUGCAUAGAACGUAAGUUAUGUAGAUGCGAGCGAAUAUGUCUGUGUCAAAACUGGUGGUAGCCGUGCUCAAGUAUAUUGGGACCGUGCACGACGACAACUAUAGGCCCGUAUUUUGUCCCAACUAUUAAGCGAGAAGUUAGUAAAUCGUAAUAAUUUCAGUGAGAACUACUAAACGGAUUUUUAUGCGGUUUUCACCUAUGAAUAGAGUGAUUCUUGAGAAAGGUUAAGGGGUAUAAUUUGUAAAGGUUUUGUGUAAAUUGGUUGAAAUAUGACGAUAAUGAAGUCAGAAAAAAAAUCACACUGGCUAAGAGUUUUAAUCGAAAACGCUGCCAAAUCCUUUUGAGAUAUAACAACAUAAUGUAUGGUGGAAUUUUCUCUCUAUCAUUGGGCUACAAAAAAGUCCGCGAUGGAGUAUGUCUAUCUAACUAAAUAAAACAAGUAAUUCAUUAGACUUAAGUAGUAUGACAAUAAACAGUUAUAUCGCGCUCUAAAAUCAGCCUAGCACUUGAAAAUAAUACUUGUACUAUAUAGCUGUAAGAUAUGCCCUAUUUUAAAUAAUCCGGAGUUUGGGAGAAACACAUCAGUGUUGUUUUAUACCUGUUAUGAGUGUGUUUUAAUUAAGUAUUUAGGAAGCGUUAGUUAACUGGAAUACUAUACUCUGGCACACCGAUUCUGUCAGUAGAAAAAGGCGCGAAAUGCGAAUUUUCUAUGGGAGGACAACGCUUCGCGCCUACAUUUUUAAAUUUUGCCGUCUUUUGCUACUGACGGAGACGGCUUUAUUUAAUACUAGAUGACCCGGCGAACUUUGUUUCACCUAUAUCUAUCUUUUUUAUUCGUAGUCUUAAUUUUUAGGGUUCCGUACCCGAAGGGUAAAAACGGGACCCUAUUACUAAGACUCCGCUGUCCGUCUGUCUGUCACCAGGCUGUAUCUCAUGAACCGUGAUAGAUAGACGAAUUAGCGAAAUUUAUCGACCCGUUCACGCGUGAACGUGAUGCUGUGACCGAGGGAAAUAGGGAUUGAUAUAUAUAUAUAUAUAGAUAAAUAUACGUAAGGGUGGUUAGGGUGGGAUAUGUUUUGUAGCUUAUACACUUGAAAUCUGCACAUAAAUAUUUUUUUUAUAUACAGUUAGCAGCAAAAGCUACGCAGGCUCUAAUGGGGCAUUUUCUAUGAAAAGGGACCUUAUUGUCGAGGGCGCUUACGCCGCACAGCGCCGCGCGGCAUUGUAUUUAUAUCGUUAAUAAUGGCGUAAGCGCCAUCGACAAUAAGGUCCCUUUUUAUAGAAAAUACCACAAAUGAUCUACCUAAUUCUAAUUUUUGAGUACUUUGUUUGGCUAUUUUUGAUGCUUACUGUGUACCACUAGUUUACAUCUCUUGAAGAGAUCCGAGCCAGUUAUUAGUUUUAUUAUGUUGUUUUUUUAGUAUUCUUGAGAAAAUAGUAUACUCAUUUCUGGCAAUUAUGUGACGUUACCGAUGUUUUCAUAGUUUUUUUUGUAAUGUAUUUUGUAAGACUGAAAAUGAAAUUGUAAGGAUGUUUGUCACCGAAACUCUGGAUUGUUAUAACAUAAACUGUAUAAAUGUAACAUUUUUUUAAUAAAAUUGAAUGAAAUGUUUUA